Molecule: messenger RNA, 735 nt
Organism: Trichoderma aggressivum f. europaeum
Lineage: Eukaryota; Fungi; Ascomycota; Sordariomycetes; Hypocreales; Hypocreaceae
Product: CAZyme family GH45
Exons: 2
Coding region: 1-735 (244 amino acids)
Biological process (GO): carbohydrate metabolic process
Molecular function (GO): cellulase activity
Source: RefSeq, a predicted model, not a curated record
AUGACUCUAAAUCUAGUCCGUCUCUUCCCUCUGGCGGCUGCCGUUCUUGCUGACACUGGUAUCACCACCCGAUACUGGGACUGCUGCAAACCGUCGUGCGCUUGGCCUGGCAGGAGUCAGGUAUCGGAACCCGUUCGAACCUGCAAUAAGAACGACAGAUGGCCAAACCCGCUGAACUCUAGCGCCCAGUCGUCUUGCGAUGGUGACGACGCGUACACUUGCAGCAACAAUGGACCGUGGGUUGUCGACAAUAACCUGGCGUAUGGAUUCGCAGCGGCCAAACUUGCUGGGAAGUCUGAGCAGGAUUGGUGCUGUGCUUGCUACGAGCUCACCUUCACGUCAACGUCGAUCACCGGGAAGCAGAUGAUAAUCCAGGUGACCAACACUGGCGGCGACCUUGAAAACAACCACUUCGAUCUCGCCAUCCCCGGCGGUGGCGUGGGCAUGUUCCCCCAGGGAUGUCAAUCACAGUUCGAUGGCGCGUGGAUGGGUGACACAUAUGGCGGCUACCAGAACAGGAACGAUUGUUACAAUCUUCCCGAGGGCCAAUUCCGCGACGGCUGCUUCUUCCGUUUUGACUGGUUCCAAAACGCCCAGAAUCCAACUGUCGAGUUUCAUGAGGUGUCUUGUCCGCAGGCCAUGAUUGACAGGACGCACUGUGGUCGGUGGAGUUACAAAGACUUCGUCGACCAAGGCAAAGACGGGCCAUUGGAACGGGUGGGACUAGAAUUGUAG